AUGGAAGCAUCAAAGUUGAUAGACACUCCCAUUACUACGGCCACUCAAUUGGACAUGGAUGAAUCUAGAUCUUCUGUGAAUCAAACCAUGUAUAGAGGCAUUAUCGGGUCUCUCCUCUAUCUCACUGACAGCAGACCUGAUAUUGUCUUUAGUGUGGGGCUAUGUGCAAGGCGACAGUUUAAUCUCAUUGGUUAUGCUGAUGCAGACUAUGCAGGUUAUCUUGUGGAUAGGAAAAGCACUUAUGGAAUGGCUUACUUUCUAGGUUCAUGUCUUAUCUAUUGGGGCACAAGGAAGCAAAAUUCAGUGGCUUUUUCAAUAACUGAAGCAGAAUAUGUAGCCGCAACAUCCUGUUGUGCUCAACGUUUAUGGAUUAAGUAG
Messenger RNA from Nicotiana tabacum (common tobacco), 378 nucleotides. The record is from RefSeq and is a predicted model, not a curated record. NCBI's taxonomy places the organism in Eukaryota, Viridiplantae, Streptophyta, Magnoliopsida, Solanales, Solanaceae.